This is a messenger RNA of Penicillium arizonense, 3528 nucleotides long. RefSeq lists its product as uncharacterized. The transcript is spliced from 5 exons. Lineage: Eukaryota; Fungi; Ascomycota; Eurotiomycetes; Eurotiales; Aspergillaceae. Bases 1 to 3528 code for a protein of 1175 amino acids. The record is from RefSeq and is a predicted model, not a curated record. Gene Ontology annotation, molecular function: ABC-type transporter activity; ATP hydrolysis activity; ATP binding. Gene Ontology annotation, cellular component: membrane.
AUGGCCAAUGCCAAUGGCACCAAGCAGACUGGCGAGAGACGGAGCCUCUGUUCAACGAUGAGCAAUGACCAAGAGGGCCCCCAUCGCUCUCAAUCGAGUCAGGACGAGCAACACCCUAUCACACAAGUCUGGAACAAGCACACAGACGCGAUACCACCCGAUUCUUGCCAGUUCGAUCGGCACGAGUGGGCCAAACGAAAUAUUCGCAUCCUCGAUUCUAUGGCCGGUGAAGCUCGGCAGCGUGGAGUUCUGUUCGAGGAUAUCUCAAUUCAGGCGUCCGGCUCGCCUCUCCAGAUUCAGCCGACAGUUCUGUCGGCCUUGAUACGUCCUGUCGCAUCUGUUGUGAACCUCCUUUUCCAUAAGGAAAGUCAUCAACAUCGAACCAAGAUCCUGCACAAAUUCGAUGGGCUUGUGCGCAGCGGCGAGCUGCUUUUGGUCCUGGGUCGCCCGGGAAGUGGAUGUUCAACCUUUCUGAAGGCAAUAUGUGGCUAUCUUGACGGCUUGCAUCUAGAUCCAGCCAGCAAGAUCCAAUAUAGAGGGGUUUCGUUUGCGAGGAUGAUGAACGAAUAUCGCGGCGAGGUUGUAUACAACCAAGAAGAAGAUCAUCAUUUCCCGCAUUUGACGGUUGGUGAAACCCUCGAGUUUGCUGCGUAUGCACGCGCACCUCACAUUCGGCUGGGUAACUUGAGUCGCGAGGAGUAUGCCAAGAUUGUGGUGCAGGUUGUCAUGGCCUUGUUUGAGCUUUCCCAUGCUCAUAACACACAAGUGGGCAACGAAUACGUUCGCGGGGUCAGUGGAGGAGAAAGGAAGCGAGUGAGCAUAGCCGAAAUGACAUUAGCGAGAGCUGCUAUUGGUGCCUGGGAUAAUAGCACACGAGGUCUUGAUGCGAAUAGUGCUCUUGCCUUUGUCCAGACUCUUCGCCUAUCUGCCAAUCUCACGAAAACAUGUCAUGCCGCCGCAGUGUACCAGGCUUCAGAGCCAAUCUACAAUACCUUUGACAAUGUCACUGUUCUCUAUGAAGGACGGCAAGUAUACUUUGGUCCCUGUCGGCACGCCGUGGCAUACUUUGAAAAGAUGGGAUGGAAACGUCAUCCCCGACAGGCCAGCGCGGAUUUCCUCACUGCCAUCACCAACCCAGGUGAGCGUGAGGCCAAACCUGGUAUGGCAGAGAAGGUCCCACGGACUUCGGAGGACUUCGAAGCAUACUGGAAACAGAGCCCAGAGUAUGUCGAGCUUCGGGAGAUGAUGAGAAAUUACGCACAGAGUUUCCCUCUCGAUGGAACAGAAGAGACAAAAUUGAACCACGCAAAACGUACCGAGCAGGCCAACCAUGUUCGACCAUCCAGCACUUUCCUUCUUUCUGUGGCUAUGCAAGUACGAUUAUGCCUCGUCAGAGCGUAUCGACGAAGCUUGAAUGACCGUGCGGGUAUCAUUGCGACUGCAGUGGUACAAAUUGUGCUAGCCGUCCUAAUCGGCUCCCUCUUCUAUGACAUCCCUGCCAGUUCUGCGGGACUGGCCCAGAGGGCAUCGGUCAUCUUUCUGGCAGUCCUAACAAACAACUUGAUCGCUUUGCUGGAGAUAAAUGUCCUGUACAGUCAAAGACCAAUUGUGGAAAAACACGCUCGCUACACAUUUGUUCACCCCUUCGCCGAGGCCCUUGCUGGAGUCAUCAUGGAUCUCCCCAUCAAGGGAAUGUCCGGCGCAGGAAAAACCACACUUUUAAACGUCUUAUCUCAGCGAAUGACUUGCGGCGUUGUGGCCGGGGAGAUGCUGGUCAAUGGCAGUGGCCUCAAUACCAGCAUCUGCCGUAAGACCGGAUACGUCGAGCAGAAUGAUCUCCACUGUGAAACCUCUACAAUCCGGGAGGCUCUUCGUUUUAGUGCAGCAUUGCGGCAACCCCCGUCCGUCUCCAUGGAAGAGAAGUAUGCAUUUGUUGAGGAAGUGAUUCAGAUGUUGGGAAUGGAGGAUUUCGCCGAAGCCAUCAUUGGAAAUCCUGACGGCGGGUUGAAUAUCGAGCAGAGAAAGCUUCUUACUAUCGGUGUCGAGCUGGCUGCAAAGCCCGAAGUCUUGAUCUUCUUAGAUGAGCCUACUAGUGGAUUGGACUCGCAAAGCUCCUGGGCAAUUUGUGCGUUUUUGAGGAAGCUGGCGGAUCAUGGACAAGCCGUGCUUGCGACUAUUCAUCAGCCGAGCGCCGUUAUAUUUGAACAAUUCGAUCGCCUCCUCUUACUGGCGAAAGGUGGUAAGACCGUGUAUUUUGGAGAUAUUGGGAGUCAUUCUCGGACUCUUCUGGAUUAUUUGCAAACAAACGGCGCACGUCCGUGUGAACCCACUGAGAAUCCGGCCGAAUACAUGCUUCAAGUGGUCAGUGAAGGCUCGCAAGGGAGUUCCCAGUCCAUCGAUUGGGUGGAUAUUUGGAACCGGAGCCCUCAAAAUCAGGAGGUUCUUGAUCAGCUGCAUCAUAUAUCUUCGAGUCCCUUUCAGGCCCCAAACAUCGACACAUAUAGCAAGCUUGAAUUCGCGAUGCCAAUUAGCGCUCAGCUAUACCUCGUCAUGAGGCGUGACUUUCAGCAAUACUAUCGCCAGCCGGAAUAUAUCAUGGCUAAGCUUGCUUUGGGUGUUAUAUCCGGUCUCUUCGUCGGCUUCUCGUUCUGGAUGUCCGAUAACUCUAACCAGGGCUUUCAAAAUACUUUGUUUAGCUUAUUCCUUCUAUGCACCAUCUUCUCCACUAUGGUAAACCAAAUUAUGCCAAAGUUUAUCAGCAGGCGGGCGCUGUAUGAGUUACGCGAGCGACCCUCUAGGACGUAUUCUUGGAAGGUAUUUAUUCUUUCACAAGUCAUAGUUGAGCUUCCCUGGCAGGCCUUGCUUGGAAUCUGCACCUGGGCCUCUUUCUACUUCUCUGUUUAUGGUUGGAAGCAAGACCCACAGCGCCAGGGCCUGGUGUUUCUUUUUGUGUUGCAAUUCUUCCUCUUUGCCUCCAGUUUCGCCCAUUUAAUAGCCUCUGCGGUACCCAGUCCGGUUCUGGGCAGUAUGCUAGCUCUCUUCAUGUUUGUCCUGUCGUUAUUGUCGAACGGUGUGAUGCAAGCACCAAGCGCUUUACCCCCUUUCUGGAACUAUAUGCACAAAGUCUCUCCUUUGACCUAUUAUGUGGGUGGCAUUAGUGCGACUGCACUACAUGGUCGUCCAAUUCAUUGCUCCGACCAAGAGAUGGUCAGCUUUGAUGCCCCAGCGGGGCAAACGUGCGGCCAGUAUCUUGAACGGUUUCUGGAAAUAGCACCCGGGAAGCUCUACAAUUGGAAUUCUACUGGGCAGUGUCAGUACUGUCCCCUCCGAUCGGCCGAUCAAUAUCUUGCCAACCGCGACAUUUCCUGGGAGCUCCGGUGGCGAGAUUAUGGGAUUCUUUGGGCAUACUUUGCCUUCAAUAUCCUCGGCGCCAUCUUCCUCUACUAUCUCUUCCGAGUCUUGCCAUAUUUACGAAAAAAUAAGGGCAAAAAGACAAAUCCUCAACAUCUCAUGACUGAUAAGAAGUGA